UCCGGGGUUGGUCUGACUGGGGAGGCCUGGGGUUGGGUCUCCCGUGCUAGCGAAGAUGGCGGCGUCCGUGGCUGGUCGGGCGGCCGGGGCGAAGCAAGUGCUGCGUGAGAUUCGCAUCCAUUUGUGCCCGAGCUCGCCAAGCAGCUCUGGUGUCAGGACUUUCAUCGAGAAACGCUACGUGGAUCUGAAGAAGGCACACCCCGACCUGCCCAUUCUAAUCCGUGAGUGCUCCGACGUGCAGCCCCAGCUCUGGGCGCGCUAUGCAUUUGGCCAAGAGAAGAAUGUCUCUCUGAAUAAUUUCAGUGCUGAUCAGGUAACCAGAGCCCUGGAGAAUGUACUAAGUGGCAAAGCCUGAAGUCUCCACUGUGAAUUACAAGCAAGAGCACCAGCACCUGGGCUCUGCUGGACUGAGUACAAUGUGGGGAUAUAUGUUCUCUUCUUACUUAUAAAGCUUAUGUUGUAAGUGCU
Messenger RNA from Perognathus longimembris pacificus (Pacific pocket mouse), 468 nucleotides. RefSeq names its product NADH:ubiquinone oxidoreductase subunit A2 (gene Ndufa2). The transcript has 3 exons. The record is from RefSeq and is a predicted model, not a curated record. Bases 56 to 355 code for a protein of 99 amino acids. NCBI's taxonomy places the organism in Eukaryota, Metazoa, Chordata, Mammalia, Rodentia, Heteromyidae.